GCUGCGCCCCUCAGACUAUAAAUACCACCUUCUGCUUCCUGUGAUAGUCAAUAUUACCGAAGACUGACGAGACGAAGAUAUCAUUUUGCUGCUAAACAAAAAGCAGGUGAAGUAUGGCUCGUACCAAGCAGACCGCUCGUAAAUCCACCGGAGGAAAGGCGCCCAGGAAGCAGCUGGCCACCAAAGCUGCCAGGAAAAGCGCGCCAUCUACCGGCGGAGUGAAGAAGCCCCACAGAUACAGGCCUGGAACUGUUGCCCUGAGAGAGAUCCGUCGUUACCAGAAGUCAACUGAGCUGCUCAUCAGGAAGCUGCCAUUCCAGCGUCUUGUCAGAGAAAUUGCCCAGGAUUUCAAGACAGACCUGCGUUUCCAGAGCGCAGCUAUUGGAGCUCUGCAGGAAGCAAGUGAGGCCUACUUGGUUGGACUGUUUGAGGACACCAACCUGUGCGCCAUCCAUGCCAAGAGGGUUACGAUCAUGCCCAAGGAUAUCCAGCUUGCCAGGCGAAUUAGAGGAGAGCGUGCAUAAUGUUGUGAUUUUAUCUUUUUAGUGGGGGGUGGGUGGGUCUGACUUGGGGUUGUUUUGUAAAUCUUGAAAUUAUUACCAGCACGUGUUUUACCAUAUUCUUUGUAGUUUCAGGCAGGAUAGUUUUGUAUGUUAUUUACCAAUUCCCUUUCACUCUUGACUUUCCUUGACUGUACUGUUCACUGUAGAGUAGCGCUUCUGAUGUAUAUGCUGACAGAAAUAUUCCACUGCCUUCCUCAGGUUUGCAAGUUUAUUUUAGAAUGAUUUUACUCCUGUGUGUGCAUGUCAUAGGAUUUCUUGUGCUGUAAAUAAACUUUCCGCUACCUCAAA
Labrus bergylta (ballan wrasse) is the source of this 851-nucleotide messenger RNA. It is a transcript of the gene h3f3d, whose product is annotated as H3 histone, family 3D. Lineage: Eukaryota; Metazoa; Chordata; Actinopteri; Labriformes; Labridae. The record is from RefSeq and is a predicted model, not a curated record. Gene Ontology annotation, molecular function: protein heterodimerization activity; structural constituent of chromatin; DNA binding. Gene Ontology annotation, cellular component: nucleosome; nucleus.